Messenger RNA from Alternaria ethzedia, 2223 nucleotides. RefSeq lists its product as uncharacterized. The transcript has 7 exons. Lineage: Eukaryota; Fungi; Ascomycota; Dothideomycetes; Pleosporales; Pleosporaceae. Gene Ontology annotation, biological process: amino acid transmembrane transport. The coding region runs from base 1 to 2223 and encodes 740 amino acids. Gene Ontology annotation, cellular component: endoplasmic reticulum. Gene Ontology annotation, molecular function: amino acid transmembrane transporter activity. The record is from RefSeq and is a predicted model, not a curated record.
AUGCGCAUCAUGGCACCCAUCAUCCACAUCAUCGACCCGGAUCCGGAUACGGUCAUAGUGCUCAAGAACCCGUGUACGAUCUUCGCGCGUUGGGAGCCAGAACGGGGACAACCAAAUGAUCUCGACGACUGGGGUUCCUGGGGAGCUGUGAUUCCCGGCAAGAAGAAGAAGGAGACGAUGAAGGAAAAGAGGGCGAGGAUGAAGGCGGAGAAGGCGAAGAAAGCUGUUCUAAUUUUCGAGAGCGCUGAGAGCAGCGAUGUGUUUGCUUUGGACGACGGUUCUACCGCGCCUGCAGAGGCUUCAUCUGCCAUCCAGCAUUCGUCGCCACCAAUUGCACCGGAAGAGCCCGGAGAGCCUGAAGAGCAGUCAAUCCACUAUCACGUGUCCUCACGCCACUUGAUGCUCGCAUCCUCCACCUUCAAGCGAAUGCUGGCACAAGACGGCUUCGCCGAGUCUGUGCGCAACGAAGUCGAUGGCCUUUACCACAUAAUGGCCCACGAUUGGGACCCUGAAGCAUUUCUCAUCGUCUUGCGGAUUAUCCAUGGACGCAACAAGCAGGUUCCACGGGAGAUAACGCUCGAAAUGCUGGCCAAGAUUGCUGUUCUGGAGGACUACUACGACUUCGGAGAGGCUCUCGAUGUGUUCACUGAAAUGAACUCGACUCUGCAAACCUCCCUGAACUUCGACAAUGCCACGAUGAGCGAAAGCCAGAAGCUCCUGCAUGAGCAUCCUUCCGACAGCGACUCAGAACCCGAACACGAGCGCAAACCAAGUCCGCGACACCUGUCUCCAUCGCCCUCGUCAUCGCGAACCACCUCCGCGUCUCCAGCACCACCGGGGUCACGUCCAAAUGGCAACAUUAAGCGCCAGUCGUCGUUUGCACAAGCUCGGCCUGAUGGAGCACCGAGAACGCCCAAUCGGGUGCGCUUCGAGGAACCCAGGAGGAGCAUGAAUGGAGACAACAAUGGCGGCGACUGGCUCGAGCUGGAUGGGGACGACUACUUGGAUGGCGGCGAUGGACGAGAAAGAACGCAGCGACUUCCUCUACUUACUGGAAUCGAGGCGCCGAGUGUCACAGUCGCCGAAGAAUCCUUCAACCCGGAAGACCAUCUCGAGAAUGCGCGACCACGGAGCGGGAUGCGGAGCGCGUUCAUGAACAUGGCAAACAGUAUAAUAGGAGCUGGUAUCAUCGGCCAACCAUACGCUGUUCGCAACGCCGGCCUCGUGACAGGCACCGCCCUCCUCAUCGGCCUUACCAUCGUGGUAGACUGGACCAUACGGCUCAUCGUCAUAAACUCCAAGCUCAGCGGCACCGACUCGUUUCAAGCCACGGUACAACACUGCUUCGGCAAAUCGGGGUUAAUAGCGAUAUCUCUCGCGCAAUGGCUCUUACGGGCCAUCAUGAUCCUGCUCAUUCUUGGCAUAUCCUUUCCACUGUCGCUCUAUCGGGAUAUAUCCAAGCUGGCCAAAGCAAGUGGUCUAGCACUGGUCAGCAUGACCAUCAUCAUAGUGACCGUAGUCACGCAAGCCUUCCGCGUACCCGCCGAACUGAAGGGCCAACUCCGCGGCAACCUCAUCAUCCGCCCCGGCAUCUUCGAAGCAAUUGGCGUAAUCGCUUUCGCCUUCGUCUGCCACCACAACAGCCUCCUCAUCUACGGCUCCCUCCGCAAACCUACGAUCGAUCGAUUUACACGCGUUACACACUACAGCACCAGUAUAUCUUUAGUCGCAUGUCUUGUCAUGGCUCUAACAGGCUACUUGACCUUCGGAGACAAAACCCUCGGCAACGUGCUGAAUAACUUUCCGAAUGAUAACCUCAUGGUCAAUAUUGCGCGACUGUGUUUCGGCCUCAACAUGCUUACUACGCUUCCGCUCGAAGCCUUUGUAUGUCGAGAAGUCAUGACCAACUAUUGGUUUCCAGACGAGCCGUACCACCCGAACCGCCAUCUCAUCUUCACGACUUCGCUCGUCGUCUCCGCCCUCACACUCUCCCUCCUCACCUGCGAUCUCGGUAUAGUGUUCGAACUGUUCGGCGCAACUUCUGCAUGCGCAUUGGCGUUCAUCCUGCCGCCUCUGUGCUACAUGAAGCUAAGCCAAAGAAGCUGGAAGACGUACUUGGCUGGGGCUGUUGCGGCAUUUGGAGGUAUCGUUAUGGUCAUCAGCAUCAUUAAGACGACGAGCAAAACGAUGAUGGGUAACAGUGAAGGGGCCAAAUGUAGUUGA